GCCAGGAUCCUGAAACUUGCGGAGAUUAACAGCAGCCGACUGUUGUUGUUGUUUUUUUAAAGCAUUGGCGUUUUUAAAGCAACACGCAUGGAUUUAUUAGUAUUAUCUCAUUUUUGACCCCCGUUGCCAUUAUUGGGAGCACGAAUCCCCUCUCCGGGGCUGUCAACCGAGCAAGGAGGAUGACAUGUCCGAUAGAAGUUGGUGGCGACGGCUGUUGCUGAACGAGGUCGCUGUUUGCCCAAAGGAAAGCCUCCCAGAGCCGCCUCAACUUUACCAAACGCCUCGGUAGCAAAAAGUGCACGCUCGGUUAAUAGAAUCUCGUUUCAUCGCAUAAUCGACAAGUGUCGAAUGGAUAUUUGAAAAAUAACGUGCACGGACGAGUCGUCCACGCGAACGGCCAUGGAGCAAGCGCAAGGACCAUCUGAAUAAACUGAGCAUUCGACUUGUUCAGCGGCUCCAUUGGAAAGCCUGCACCACGUUCCUCCAGUGUCACAUCCACAAUGGACAUCUUUCCUCGGCCCAGUGGAGAGAUCCAGCGGAGAAACCCCCAGCAUGACUUUGAGCUCAUCCAGAGGGUCGGAAGCGGCACCUAUGGGGACGUCUACAAGGCUCGCAACAUCCAAACCGGAGAGCUGACUGCCGUUAAGAUCAUCAAACUGGAAGCAGGGGACGACUUUUCCAUCAUCCAGCAGGAAAUCUUCAUGGUGAAAGAAUGCAUGCACCACAACAUUGUGGCCUACUUCGGGAGCUACCUCUGUCGAGAGAAGCUUUGGAUCUGCAUGGAGUACUGCGGCGGGGGGUCCCUGCAGGACAUUUAUCACGUGACAGGUCCUCUGUCGGAGAUGCAGAUUGCGUACGUCUGCCGAGAGACUUUACAGGGUUUGGGAUACCUGCACACCAAGGGCAAGAUGCACCGUGACAUUAAGGGCGCCAACAUACUUUUGACAAAUGACGGAGACGUCAAGUUGGCCGAUUUUGGCGUCGCUGCAAAAAUAACAGCCACUAUCGCCAAAAGAAAGUCCUUCAUCGGGACACCUUACUGGAUGGCUCCGGAAGUGGCGGCGGUAGAGAAGAAUGGCGGCUAUAACCAGCUGUGUGACAUCUGGGCAGUGGGCAUCACAUCUAUCGAGCUGGCCGAGUUGCAGCCCCCCAUGUUUGAUCUGCACCCGAUGAGAGCCUUGUUUCUUAUGUCAAAGAGCAGUUUCCAGCCACCCAAGCUAAAAGACAAAAACAAAUGGUCCGCUGCUUUCCACAACUUUGUUAAAGUGUCCCUGACCAAGAACCCCAAGAAGAGGCCCACAGCAGAAAAACUCCUUUCACAUGUGUUCGUGGCGCAGACGGGCUUGACGAGGCGGCUGGCCGUCGACCUCAUGGACAAGAUGAACAACCCUGACAACCAUCAGCAUUACAGUGAAGCGGAUGACGACGACAUUGAGCCUCUCUCCGUGGUUCGACACACCAUCCGUUCCACCAAUAAGCAUGCUCGGGCUGAGAGGACGCGCUCUGAGAUGGCCUCAAACAAUGGGACAGAGCGAAGAGGGCCACAAUCCCCUCAAGGGAAGCAAAAAGUCGACAAGCUGCAGUUCGAACCGCCGCUGCGGAAGGAAACCGAAGCCCAUUCAGAAAUGGAUGUGAGUAAAGAUAAUGACUUCCCGUCCCCAUGGAGCCCCUUUGCUGAGGGAGGAAUAACAGCCAGGAGUCUCCUCAAAAGCGUUGAGGACGAGUUGUUCCAACGGGGACACGUCGCUCACCUCCAGGACGCCUUGGAAGAAGUGGAACUAUCCACACUCAAACCAGGGUAUCCUCCCCCUCGGCCACCAAAGCCUCGCUUGCACAGCCCCUCUGAGGAGGCAGGCCCCAACGACGAGCGCUCGCUGACGGUGCGACGCUUCCCAAAUGUGGAAAACGGUCCGGGCCAGGCGGCGCGACGCCGGAGCACGCCAGAACACGGCAACAAGGUCGGGAGCUCUUCACCGGACUACCUCUCGGUCAGCGUCAGCAGCCCUGGCCUCCUGUCACACACCUCGGAUCAAGACGACGACUCAGACGAAAGUGUGAAUGGCGACGGUCCCAAGCCGGCACCCAACCGCGCGCAUCGGAGGCUCAAAAAAGAUUAUCCCAAACCUGCCAUCAACGGUUUACCGCCCACGCCCAAAGUGCUGAUGGGCGCUUGUUUCUCUAAAGUGUUUGACGGGUGUCCACUGAAGAUCAACUGCGCCACAUCCUGGAUCCAUCCAGACACCAAAGACCAGUACCUGAUCUUUGGGACAGAGGACGGCAUCUAUACGCUUAAUUUGAACGAGCUACAUGAGGCUACCAUGGAGCAGCUGUUCCCCAGGAAGUGCACGUGGCUGUACGUUAUCAACAACAACCUGAUGUCUUUGUCCGGGAAAAACUUCCAGCUGUACUCCCACAACCUCAUUGGGCUCUUUGAGCAGCUGAAGAAACCAGGCUUGGCCGCGCAGUUUCAGACACACCGCUUCCCCGACAAGAUUCUGCCCAGGAGGUUUGCCUUGACGACCAAGAUCCCCGACACAAAGGGCUGUCACAAGUGCUGCAUCGUGAGGAACCCCUACACAGGCCACAAGUACUUGUGCGGUGCGCUGCAGUCCGGCAUUGUCCUCCUUCAGUGGUAUGAGCCCAUGCAGAGGUUUAUGCUCAUCAAGCACUUUGACUUCCCGCUCCCCAGCCCGCUGAAAGUGUUCGAGAUGCUGGUGGUGCCUGAGCAAGAGUACCCGCUGCUUUGCGUGGCCAUCAGCCAGGGUGCUGAGCCCGGACAGGUGGUGCGCUUCGAGACCAUCAAUCUCAACUCCUGCUCUUCAUGGUUCACCGAGAUAGGAACCAGUAAUCAGCAGGUGGAUGCUAUCCAUGUUACCCAGCUAGAAAGAGACACCGUAUUGGUGUGUUUGGACCAAAAUUUGAAGAUUGUCAACCUUCAAGGCAAAUUGAAGUCCAAUAAGAAGCUGGCAUCCGAACUCAGUUUUGACUUUGGUAUCGGAUCAGUUGUGUGCCUCCAGGAUAGCGUUUUGGCCUUCUGGAAGCACGGAAUGCAGGGCAAGAGCUUCAAAUCCAACGAGGUGACGCAGGAGAUCUGCGACCCGAGCAGAGUUUUCCGUCUCCUUGGAUCUGACAGGGUGGUGGUUCUGGAGAGUCGGCCCACGGAUAACCCGACAGCGCUCAGCAACCUCUACAUCCUAGCAGGUCAUGAGAACAGUUACUGAUCCACAAGGUGGAACCAGAGCGGCUUUUUAAAAAAAUUUUUUUUGAUUGAAGAGGAGCUGACCGACCACUCAGUUCUACAGACUUACAAGGAAGCUCCAAAAUUGGAACUUUUUCUUUUUGUAUAUUGUACAUUUUAUAUCCGCUUAUUAUGAGGUGCCACAAGUGCCAUUAAAAGCCGGUGACUAGCUUUUUGGGAGACCGUUAAUGCCCGAGGCUUGGUGCUUCUGCGGUCCAACUGGAGCAGAGCGCCACAACCACCUGAGCCACACACGGGUUAUUUAAGCAAUAUUUAUUAUUAUUCUGAACAUUAACUCAUUGGUUGCCUUUGACAGUGAUAGAUGAACCAAAGUUGCUCUACCAAUUAACUGUUUUUACAUUUUACUCAGAAACUUUGCAUUUCACCACUGAUAACACUAAGACUAAAGAAAACUUAAACAAACUUCCUACUGUUAUUACAGUUUUAUUCUUUGUAAAUUAAAUCAUUAGAUGCCAUUGAUGGCGAUAGACGUCCAAUACAUUUGGACCGGGCAACCUGCGAGCACCUCCCAGUCCAAAUUAAUUGGACAUAUAUCACUGUCAAUGGCAUUGAAACACGAUCAUUCACCUUUUGGUUAUUGUAUUAGCUGAAGUUUUAUUUUGGAGAUAUUUUAACAUGUAAUUAAUUGUCAAUGUAAUUACAUAGUAAUAACUUGGUAAUAAUGCAAACUAAAAAAAAAUUUAUUUUAAAAACCUAAACCAACACAAGCCAUAAUAUGAUUCAAUGCCAGCCAACCCAGUUAAUAUGGAUUUGAUGUCUAUCGCUGUCAAUGGCAGUGAAUGAGUUAACCUGGGUAUGUCAGACUAACUAAUCAGCAACCUUCCGAGCAGCUUUUGGGUUUUUUGCGUUGUAACAUAAUCACAUCCUUUUUACACCAUGAAUAUAUUGUACAAAUGUUCCCCCUCAACCCUCUUUAAUGCUUUCAUUUAAGUCAUUCACUGCCAUUAAACAUCAAUGGUAGCCAGUGAGUUCUUAUUUGCACCGUGUAAGCACUUUUUACAUUUUUUUUGUGUGUAAUUUAAAACGACAACAUGAGGGACGAUGCACGCUUCUGUUAACACCUUUGCAUUCCCUUUGCAAAAUGUUUUAAUCCGUACUUUUUUUUUUUUAAUAAUAAAAAAAAAGCUGUGGUAAACAUGCUGUCAUGUUGUGCGUGUGUGGCGAGUGUUGAUGAGACUGACGCGUGGGUAUUAGUUUCCGUUAAUUCCCCCGUUUAGGGUGCCACUCCUCUACCAACGCCCCCGAAGAGUGCUAAUUGGUCUCGAUGUGACACAACCUUUUGGAAUAUUCACACAUCCUCCUCCGACGAAAAAGGUCCGUAAAAAGUCCAAUGGAGUUGUUGAGUUGAUUUGUUUAGUCUGCUUUUAAAUGUGUUCAUUGUUCCAGCUUUCAGGCGGACCGAUCCACUGAAUCCUUUUUUUUUUCUCCUCCCUGGCUGUUGCUACGGCGACCGGCUGGCAGACCAGGAAGAUGUGUCAAGCUGGGUGUGUUUUGGUUCGUUAAAAGACGAUAAAUUGAGAGGAAGCUACCUCACCUUCAAAGUAAAGGACAAUCAGUACUCUUUAAUUUGUGGAGUUGAAAUUUGAGU
This is a messenger RNA of Corythoichthys intestinalis (scribbled pipefish), 4847 nucleotides long. It is a transcript of the gene map4k5, whose product is annotated as mitogen-activated protein kinase kinase kinase kinase 5. The transcript is spliced from 35 exons. The record is from RefSeq and is a predicted model, not a curated record. Lineage: Eukaryota; Metazoa; Chordata; Actinopteri; Syngnathiformes; Syngnathidae. Gene Ontology annotation, biological process: intracellular signal transduction; protein phosphorylation. The coding region runs from base 501 to 3221 and encodes 906 amino acids. Gene Ontology annotation, molecular function: ATP binding; MAP kinase kinase kinase kinase activity. Gene Ontology annotation, cellular component: cytoplasm.